Molecule: messenger RNA, 2218 nt
Organism: Trematomus bernacchii (emerald rockcod)
Lineage: Eukaryota; Metazoa; Chordata; Actinopteri; Perciformes; Nototheniidae
Gene: prmt1
Product: protein arginine methyltransferase 1
Exons: 10
Coding region: 58-1095 (345 amino acids)
Cellular component (GO): nucleus
Molecular function (GO): protein-arginine N-methyltransferase activity
Source: RefSeq, a predicted model, not a curated record
AGAGAGGGCGGGGCGUCGAGCGUCCUUCAGUCUCCCGCAGCCAGGCAGACUACCGAAAUGGCGGCGCCAGCAGAGAGGAUGGAGGGGGAGAGCUCAGCCAAGCCUGCAGCGGAGGAUAUGACAUCAAAGGACUACUACUUUGACUCUUACGCCCACUUUGGCAUCCAUGAGGAAAUGCUGAAAGAUGAGGUUCGCACUCUGACCUAUCGCAAUUCCAUGUUCCACAACAAGCAUCUGUUUAAGGACAAGGUGGUGCUGGAUGUGGGCAGUGGGACAGGCAUUCUCUGCAUGUUUGCUGCCAAAGCUGGAGCCAAGAAGGUUAUCGGGAUUGAGUGUAGCAGCAUCUCAGACUACGCUGUGAAAAUUGUGAAGGCCAACAAGAUGGAUGACGUUGUCACCAUCAUCAAGGGAAAGGUGGAGGAGGUGGAACUGCCUACAGAUGGCGUCGACAUCAUCAUAUCAGAGUGGAUGGGCUACUGCCUCUUCUAUGAGUCCAUGCUCAACACAGUUAUUUAUGCCAGGGACAAAUGGCUGAGACCAGAUGGACUAAUUUUCCCAGACAGGGCAACCCUUUAUGUCACUGCCAUCGAAGACCGACAGUACAAGGACUACAAAAUCCACUGGUGGGAGAACGUAUAUGGUUUCGAUAUGUCCUGCAUCAAGGAGGUGGCAAUUAAGGAACCCCUGGUUGACGUGGUGGAUCCUAAGCAGCUGGUCAGCAGCGCCUGUCUCAUCAAGGAGGUGGACAUCUACACAGUGAAGGCAGAUGAUCUGACCUUCACCUCACCAUUCUGCCUGCAGGUGAAAAGGAAUGACUACAUCCAUGCCUUGGUCACCUACUUCAACAUAGAGUUCACCCGCUGUCACAAGAGGACCGGCUUCUCCACCAGCCCAGAGUCUCCAUACACCCACUGGAAGCAGACUGUCUUCUACCUGGACGAUUACCUGACUGUGAAGACCGGGGAGGAGAUCUUUGGCACAAUCAGCAUGAAGCCAAACAGCAAGAACAAUAGGGAUCUGGACUUCACCGUCGACCUGGACUUCAAAGGUCAGCUGUGUGAGGUGUCGAAGACGUCGGAGUACAGGAUGCGUUAGAAGUCUCUGUCCCUCCUGGUGUUAGUUUGUCUUGAGUAGAGGACAGGUAAUACUGUUUGACUGAGUCUGUACACUAGUUUGAUGCUCCCCAUGCAGCAACAUUUUAGAAACUUCUUUUUUUUGUGGUCAUUUUCUUGUUCAGACGUUAACAGUAUUUAAAAGGUCUUCACAUCCUCUGUCAAUGUGAGUUGUCAUGGUGACAUAGUCGCUAAACAUAACUUGUGUUUGACAUGUGCCCGGUGUUUGAGUCCAACAUGUUCUGGGUUUUCCCCUGAGGUUCUUGUCUUUGCAUGAGUGACACCAUGGCCGCCCACAUGUGUGCACAGUAAUACUGUCAGUCACUUUGGGAUCUCCUUAUGUUUGAUUCUGAUGAAGUCUUGUGUCAUAGACAAGACACCUGUGCACCAAACACCAAAUGCCCUGUUCAAACCAAAAAUAGCCAUGUUUAAGAAAAAAACAAAUGUAUAUCAUAUUGCAAUUUUUGGAAAGAUAACUUCAGAUCCAAAUGUUUACUUGAGACUAAAUACCUUUCUUUUUUUCCCACAUAUUUUUUAUAAAUGAGCUGUCAUUCCACCAUUCAAAACUUUUUUUGUUUUUAAGCUGUGGGCAACUUCUCCUUAGGAGAAUGAUUAACAAACGCCACACUUAAAAAAUAAUUGAAUUUAGUCUGAAUACUGUGACUUAAUUAAACCCUAUUGUUCUCGCGUAACUGUGAACUAUAGACUUAAAGCCUGCUUAGAAUCGGUAUGUGUUUUAUAUUUGGACAGCACUAGAGAUGCUAUUCUUGCAGGCAGCACAGUGAGCUGAGAUACCAGAGGCUGAUUCAAACAUGCUCCUGUUGGGGCCUCUGCUGAGCGAUGGCUGGGUUGCAGCAUUUGAGAUGCUCAAGAUAUCAUCCUAUGGCUUUAAUCCGCUCACACCCUUGAGCAUCAGUAUGUCCAUUAGUGCUUCACAUAAGGAGAAGAUGGCCAUGUGUCCACUGGCCCAUAUCUGUCAGUUUGUCUUGAUCCAGUGGUAACUAUGUUGGCACUGCUGGGAGCUCUGACCCCUUGUUUUUCUCUUUUGUAUUUUUGUCACCUGCUUGUUUUUUUUUUAAGAAAAUAAAACUAAUAAACUUUUAUUG